This is a messenger RNA of Oryzias melastigma (Indian medaka), 989 nucleotides long. RefSeq names its product multidrug resistance-associated protein 4. Gene Ontology annotation, molecular function: ATP hydrolysis activity; chloride channel activity; ATP binding. Gene Ontology annotation, cellular component: plasma membrane. The record is from RefSeq and is a predicted model, not a curated record. NCBI's taxonomy places the organism in Eukaryota, Metazoa, Chordata, Actinopteri, Beloniformes, Adrianichthyidae. Gene Ontology annotation, biological process: transmembrane transport; monoatomic ion transport.
UCACGUUUGUGGAUUUUGUUCAGGUCUUCCUGCAGAUCCUGGGCGUCAUCUCCGUAGCCGCCUCCGUGAUCCCGUGGAUCCUGAUCCCCGUGCUCCCCCUGCUGGUGGUUUUCAUCUUCCUGCGGCGAUACUUCCUCAAGACGUCCAGAGAGAUCAAACGGCUGGAGGGAACGACUCGGAGUCCGGUCUUCUCCCACCUGUCCUCGUCCCUCCAGGGCCUGUGGACCAUCCGGGCUUUCGGUGCCGAGGAGCGAUUCCAGAAGGCGUUCGACGCCCAUCAGGACCUGCACUCAGGAGCGUGGUUCCUCUUCCUCACCACCUCCCGCUGGUUUGCCGUGCGGCUGGACGGAAUCUGCGCCAUCUUCAUCACCAUCACCACCUUCGGCUGCCUGCUGCUCCGAAACCAGCUGGACGCGGGCUCUGUGGGGCUGGCUCUGACCUACGCCGUCACGCUGAUGGGCAUGUUCCAGUGGGGCGUGAGGCAGAGCGCCGAGGUGGAGAACAUGAUGACGUCUGUGGAGAGAGUGGUGGAGUACACCGAGCUCCAGAGCGAGGCGCCCUGGGAGAUGCAGAAGCGGCCGCCGCCCGAUUGGCCGAGCAAAGGUUUGGUGACCUUUGACCAGGUCAGCUUCUCCUACAGUGACGACGGCCAGCCGGUGCUGCACAACCUCAAAGCCACGUUCCGACCCCAGGAGAAGGUCGGCAUCGUGGGAAGAACCGGCGCCGGGAAAAGUUCUCUUGUUUCGGCUCUGUUUCGCCUGGCAGAACCUCAGGGGAAGAUCUACAUCGACAACGUGGUCACGUCCGAGAUCGGCCUUCACGACCUGCGCCAGAAGAUGUCCAUCAUCCCCCAGGACCCGGUUCUGUUCACGGGAACCAUGAGGAAGAACCUGGAUCCGUUCCACCAACACUCCGAUGAAGCUCUGUGGAACGCUCUAGAAGAGGUCCAGCUGAAGGCCGCGGUGGAGGAGCUGCCACAGAAGCUGGAG